Molecule: messenger RNA, 1362 nt
Organism: Rotaria sordida
Lineage: Eukaryota; Metazoa; Rotifera; Eurotatoria; Philodinida; Philodinidae
Source: the annotation of a GenBank genome assembly
AUGAAACCAUUGGAAGCAGAAAUUCGUCAUUUAUUUAAUCAUCAUAUCAGCAUAUUGUGUAAUCAAAAAUGGAAGAUAAUCGAUGAGAUUACAAAAUGGAGCACAACACUUAUUUCUCAAAUUCAAGAACAUGUUACUCAACAAAGAAAAUUUCUCGAUCAAGUAUAUGAAAAGAAGGUAUUUUGUCUUAAUACUAUACGUGAUCGUAUCCUUAAACAAGCUCUAAUAUAUGAGCAAAAAGAAGACAAUGAACAAGUCAAUCAAUGGUUAAAUCAAUGUAAUACUUUAAAACUUGAAUUAGCUACACUAAAUUAUAUUAAUCGUCCAAUUUCAACGAUACAAUUAGUAGCAGAAGAACAAUCAAUACAACCAAAUACAGAUGAACAAAAUGAACAAAAGACUGAAGUUGAACAAUCUUCAAUGGAACUAAUCGAUAAUAACGAGAAAAAUAUUAUCAAUAAUACUGAUACAAAUGAAUACGAGCCACCACAAGUGACAUCUACGAAUACAGCAUCAAUAAAUACACCAUCAUUAUUGACAAAAUCUAUGAAUAAUGAGGAUCAGUCGAUCAUAAACAAUUCUAAAUUGAAAAACAAUGUUUCCAAUGAUAAUGAGUUACUCGGAAAAUGUCCUGUAUGUUUUAUGAUAUUUCCACAGAUUCGACAAUGUCAAUCAGAGACAGAAAUUCGCAAUUUAUUCGAACGUCAUAUGAAAGUAUUGUAUGAUCAAAAACAAAAGAUGAUUAAUGAAAUUACCGAAUGGGAAAAUAAUCUUAUACGUCAAAUCCAAGAAAAUGUUGCUAAUCAAAAAACUCUUCUUGAACAAGAAUGUAAAUAUCAACUAAACUAUCUUCAAGCUAAAUGUCAAGAAUUUCUUGAUACGGCAUUGAUCUAUGAAGAGAACAAGAAUAGAGAAGAAGUUCGUCAAUUGAUUGAACAAUGUCACGCUGUAAAAUUUGAAAUAGGUGUAUUUGAAUAUCCAGAAAGACUUAUUCCAUUUAUUAAAAUGCAAAAAGAACAACAACGCGUAGAACUUAAACAAGAUGUAUUCAACACACAUCAAUUAAACAGUAAAUCGACAAAUAAUGAUAAUUUUAGAAUAGAUAAUAAUAAAAAUUUAUAUGCAUCUACAUCUUCUAUGUCAACAUUUGCAAGUUCUAAUCAGAUAAAUCAACAGUUAUUGACAACUUUAUCUUCUGUUGAUAAUAAUCAUUUGAUAACUGACAAUAAUAAUCGAAAUUCUAACAUGAUAAAUCAUCAUGAUAUCCUCAAUAAAUGUCCUGUUUGUUUUAUAAUUUUUCCAUCAACUAUAGGAACUUCUGAACGAUCGAAACAUGUCAAUCAACAUUUUGGAGACAGUUGA